Messenger RNA from Lactuca virosa, 279 nucleotides. The record is from the annotation of a GenBank genome assembly. NCBI's taxonomy places the organism in Eukaryota, Viridiplantae, Streptophyta, Magnoliopsida, Asterales, Asteraceae.
AUGGAAGGUGUGUUGGACUUUGACAACUUCGACGUGGAACUAGAUGAAGGCCUUCUAAAGAAAAAGAGUAGCAGAUGUACUGAUGAUUUCUUAACCUCACUGUGUCUUGAGGAUGGAGAUGAAGAUUUCAUAAUCCCUGUAUUCGAGAAUGUUGAAGAUAAUACAACACCUGUGGAGGAAGAACCUUUGGAUGACGAGCAGGUGGAGGAUGAAGCUUUGGAUGAAGGGGGAAUUAUAGUGAGGCUGAGUUUAAGUAUAACACCCAUGAUCCAAACGUAA